CCCACGGGAAGGGGAGGGUCCACCCAUUCUCACCGCCCUCUAUGGCCAUAUAUGGUCCGUCUGGCGGUUUGGCGUGCGGCUACAUCCACCCGGCGAAAAGUGGACACGAGACAUCCGUGUGCUCCGGAGACCAGUAACACAUUAUCCAGAUUUUCACAACCAUGCCAUCCGACUUAGCCAAGAAGAAGGCAGCAAAGAAGAAGGAGGCUGCCAAAGCCCGCCAGCGUACCAAGAAAGCUGAUGAGCUAAAUGGGGAGGGUGAACAAGAGACCCAGCUUAAUGGAGCAGAGAGCAAUGGGGUCGCCAGUUUGACAAAGGAGCUGGAUGAAUUUGAGCUAGCAAAGACUGAGGCACGCGCAGUGACUGGCGUUCUGGCCUCACACCCCAACAGCACUGAUGUCCACAUUAGCAGCCUGUCGCUCACCUUCCACGGUCAAGAGCUGCUAGCAGACACCAGCCUGGAGCUCAACUCAGGCAGACGCUAUGGUCUUAUUGGCCUUAAUGGCACAGGAAAGUCCAUGCUGUUGUCAGCCAUCGGGCAUCGUGAGAUUCCAAUUCCAGAGCACAUAGAUAUCUACCACUUGACCCGGGAGAUGGCCCCCAGCGAAAAGACCGCUCUGCAGUGUGUCAUGGAGGUGGAUGAACAGAGGAUUAUGCUGGAGAAGGAGGCAGAGAGGCUUGCCCAUGAGGACUCUGAAUGUGAGAAGCUGAUGGAGCUGUAUGAGCGUCUGGAGGAGCUGGAUGCAGACAAGGCAGAGGUGCGAGCCUCUCGGAUCCUCCAUGGUUUGGGUUUCACCGCUGCUAUGCAGCAGAAGAAACUGAAGGACUUCAGUGGAGGAUGGAGGAUGCGUGUAGCUCUGGCCAGAGCCCUGUUCAUCAAACCCUUCAUGCUGUUGCUUGACGAGCCCACUAACCACCUGGAUCUGGAUGCUUGUGUGUGGUUGGAGGAGGAGCUUCGUUCGUUCAAGCGAAUCCUUGUGCUCAUCUCACACUCUCAAGACUUCCUGAACGGUGUGUGCACCAACAUCAUCCACUUGCAUCAGAGGAAACUGAAGUACUACACAGGUAACUAUGACCAGUACGUGAAGACCAGAGAGGAGCUGGAAGAGAACCAGAUGAAGCGCUUCAACUGGGAACAGGACCAGAUUACACACAUGAAGAAUUACAUUGCCAGGUUUGGUCACGGCUCUGCAAAGCUGGCACGACAGGCUCAGAGCAAAGAGAAGACGCUGCAGAAGAUGGUGGCCUCAGGCUUGACUGAAAAAGUUGUGAAUGACAAGACUCUGUCAUUUUAUUUUCCUCCCUGUGGGAAGAUUCCUCCUCCUGUUAUCAUGGUUCAGAACGUGAGCUUCAAGUACAGUGACAACACACCACACAUAUAUAAAAACCUGGAGUUUGGUAUUGACUUGGAUACACGAGUGGCACUGGUGGGGCCCAAUGGAGCAGGGAAGUCCACCCUGCUAAAGCUGCUGAUGGGAGAGCUCCUUCCCACCGACGGCAUGAUCCGCAAACAUUCUCACGUCAAGAUUGGCAGAUAUCACCAGCAUCUGACAGAGCAACUGGAACUGGACCUGUCUCCUCUGGAGUACAUGAUGAAGUGUUUCCCUGAGAUCAAAGAAAAAGAGGAGAUGAGGAAGAUCAUUGGUCGCUAUGGGCUUACGGGAAAACAGCAGGUCAGUCCGAUCCGGAACUUGUCAGAUGGUCAGAAGUGCCGGGUGUGUUUUGCCUGGCUGGCCUGGCAGAACCCUCACAUGCUGUUCCUUGACGAGCCCACCAAUCACUUGGAUAUCGAGACCAUCGACGCUUUGGCAGAAGCUGUCAACGAGUUUGAAGGUGGCAUGAUGCUGGUUAGCCACGACUUCAGGCUAAUUCAACAGGUGGCUCAGGAGAUCUGGGUGUGUGAGAACCAAACCAUCACAAAGUGGAACAGGGACAUCCUGGCAUACAAGGAGCACUUGAAAUCAAAGAUCGAAAAACAGCAAGCGCAUGAUAUCUAAAGAAAACGUCACACUCUGAGCCACUCCUUUAUCUUGCAUCAUGGAUUUGACCUGCAGGGGAUGAGCAGGGUUUACAUUGCAGGAAAUGUCAUUACUAGAACUCAAACAAUCUCUUAUGCAUCUUAUUGGACACGUCUCUUGUACAUGUCGUACUGUAUUUCUAUCUUGGUUUUGACAGUGCCGCACCGUGCUGAACCCCCCUCCCCCCCUUUUCCUUUCACCUCAGGCUGCACUCUGAUUGGCUGAUUCACCUGAAGCAUCUCAGUGCAUUUUGGAAUGCAUUCCAUUGUGCUGUCUUCAUAGAAAAGUUUUAUUUUUCCGAACGUUCUGUUUUAUCCCAACAUGCAGCAGCUUUUAGGUCAUAUUUUAUGAUAUUUAAAAGUUGACUUUUUUUCUGUGUAAAAAGAGCAGUUCUGCCUUAUUUAACAAUGUAAUGCAAUAAAGGGUUGUCUGAAUAAACAGAACAUAAAAACUGCA
This is a messenger RNA of Epinephelus fuscoguttatus (brown-marbled grouper), 2474 nucleotides long. RefSeq names its product ATP-binding cassette sub-family F member 2. Bases 162 to 1997 code for a protein of 611 amino acids. The record is from RefSeq and is a predicted model, not a curated record. NCBI's taxonomy places the organism in Eukaryota, Metazoa, Chordata, Actinopteri, Perciformes, Serranidae. Gene Ontology annotation, molecular function: ATP binding; ATP hydrolysis activity. The transcript is spliced from 15 exons.